Molecule: messenger RNA, 2210 nt
Organism: Musa acuminata subsp. malaccensis (wild Malaysian banana)
Lineage: Eukaryota; Viridiplantae; Streptophyta; Magnoliopsida; Zingiberales; Musaceae
Product: vacuolar protein-sorting-associated protein 33 homolog
Biological process (GO): intracellular protein transport; vesicle-mediated transport
Cellular component (GO): vacuole; CORVET complex
Source: RefSeq, a predicted model, not a curated record
CCUAACUGACCGACCGGUGGGAAAGGUACGACGGCAACGAUAGCGGAGAAGAAGGUUCUCCGCCACGAUUCAGGAAGCCCGGCGAGAUCGACCUCGCUUCAUGGCGCAGAUCCCCAAUCUCGACAACGCCCCUGUCAAUCUUGCUUCCCUCAGGGAGCAAUCGCAGAAGGAUCUUCUCAACAUUCUCAAGAAUAUUCGAGGGAAGAAAUGUCUCGUCAUCGAUCCGAAGAUUGGUGGAUCACUUUCGCUUUUGAUCCAGACGUCGCUUCUCAGGGAAAAUGAUGCUGAAUUGCGACAUCUCUCUGCAGAGCCUGUUCAAACCGAAUGCUCCAAGAUUCUGUAUCUUGUGCGACCGCAGAUCAAUUUAAUGAAGUUUAUCUCAUCCAACAUUCAGUACGAUCUUUCCAAAGGAGUCCAGAGGGAAUAUUUUGUUUAUUUUGUUCCACGUCGGACAGUUGUCUGUGAGAAGAUCUUUGAAGAGGAAAAGGUUCAUCAUAUAUUGACUAUUGGAGAAUACCCUUUUUACUUGUUGCCAUUGGAUGAGGAUGUUCUAUCUUUUGAACUUGAUCUUGCAUACAAGGAGUGCUAUGUUGAUGGCGACACAAGUUCGGUUUGGCAUAUUGCAAAAGCUAUUCAUAAGCUGGAGUUUUCCUUUGGGAUAGUACCAAAUGUGAGGGCUAAAGGGAGGGCAGCAACAAAGGUUGCUGACAUUUUAAAUAGCUUGCAAGUGGAAGAGCCUGUUAACGCAGCUGAUAUGGGAAUUCCUGAGAUAAACACACUUAUUUUGCUGGAUCGUGAGGUUGAUAUGGUGACACCUAUGUGCUUUCAGCUUACAUAUGAAGGACUGCUAGAUGAGAUCUUGCAAAUUAAUAAUGGGUCUGUGGAGGUUGAUGGUACUGUAAUGGGCCAACAAGAUGGAAAGAAGAUUAAGGUUCCCCUGAACUCGAGUGACAAGUUGUACAAGGAAAUCCGGGAUAUGAACUAUGAAGUUGUGGUUCAGGUUCUGCGCCAAAAGGCAACUUCAAUCCAACAAGACUAUGCAGAAGUAAAAUCUACUUCUCAAUCUGUAUCUAAGCUGAGGGAUUUUGCUAAAAAGUUGUAUUCAGUACCAGAAAUAGCUAGGCAUGUAAAUCUCGCCCAUCAUUUGCAAUCUUUUACUUGCAAACCAUCAUUCCAUGCUCGACUAGACAUAGAACAAACAAUUCUUGAGCUUCAGAAUUUUGAAGCAUGUUUUGAGUACAUUGAGGAGAUGAUCCACAAACAGGAACCACUUGUCAAUGUGCUACGGUUGCUGGUGUUAUUUUCCAUUACUAACUCUGGUCUUCCUAAAAAGAACUUUGAUUAUUUGAGGAGAGAGAUACUCCAUAGCUAUGGAUUUGAGCAUAUGCCCACAUUGUAUAAUCUGGAAAAGGCAGGCCUCUUUAAGAAACAGGAAUCUAAAAGCAACUGGCUUACUAUUGCUCGAGCUUUGCAACUUAUUGUUGAGGACACUGAAACGGCCAACCCCAAUGAUAUCUCGUACAUAUUUUCUGGAUAUGCACCUCUUAGCAUUCGGCUCAUACAACAUGCGAUUCGAUCUGGAUGGCGCUCUAUUGAAGAAAUAAUGAAGCUGUUACCAGGACCUCAUGUGGAUCUAAAGAGGGGUGCUUCCAGUUACAGUUCAUUAGACGCAAAUCCCAUUUUCCAAUCUAAUCUUGACAGGGUUGCUGACGGACGCCGGUCCUUAGCUUUGGUGAUCUUCAUUGGAGGAGUAACUUAUGCGGAAAUUGCUGCUCUUCGUUUUCUUAGUUCACAGGAAGGAAUGGGAUAUGACUUCAUUGUUGGGACUACAAAAAUGGUAAAUGGGACCACAAUGCUUGAAACUCUUAUGAUGAACAACGUUUAAGGGGGAAAACCACCUUGAUGUGUUUGACUGAGCCAUUAGUGUCCUAAUGUUUCAUUCAGAAAGACCAGCAUAGCUUCAUAUGCUACUGGGCACUUUUUGACUGGACCGGCUGGAGUGAGCCUGUUUCCCUCGAAAGGACCUUUGAUUAUCUGAAAGUGGUUUUGAUUGUAGAAACUUUAACAGUGUACAAAGAAAGGUGAUUUGUUGUUAGUAUUCAGGUUUCAAGAACCGAAAAACAAAUUGAUUGCACAAUCACAUGUAAUAUUUUAUUGUAACUAUUUGAACAAUUGGAUAUAAACAGUGUUGAGAACGUGUUUUUGCAUCA